Spodoptera exigua (beet armyworm) is the source of this 6838-nucleotide messenger RNA. The record is from the annotation of a GenBank genome assembly. Lineage: Eukaryota; Metazoa; Arthropoda; Insecta; Lepidoptera; Noctuidae.
UAGCUUCGUUCUGUCGUUCAAGUAGGUACGAGGCGAUUUAAAAAUAAAAAAUAUUUGUCUAUGUUCUGAUUGUGAUUGUGUGAUUGGCGCUAUUUUGCGUUUUUAUUUUAGAUUUAUCUAAUAAAACAGUGUAAUUUGUGUCAAGUAUGAAAUACUAGUUUCAAAAUAGUUUUCUCGAGUGUGGUUAAUCAUACCAAAAGCUUCAUAUAAGAUUGUUCAAUGGGUUCCUUAACAUAAGACCUGCCAGAAGCUUCAUUUGAAGCCUUUAGUGUUAGUUGUUAUUGAGGAAUUGAAUGGCUAUGUAUUAUUACGCAAGUAAACUGAAUGAAGCCUCAUGUAGUGGGUGCAAUAUGAAAGUGCCCCCAGCCCCCUCCGAGCCGGCCCCUGUGCCACCACCACCCACCGAUCUUGCUCCACUACCACCAGACCCAUCUCUCCUGCAUGGAACGGGCCUUUCUUAUUAUGAUAAUGAUGAUUACUACUCUAUGGUAAGAGGCAACAAGUUCAUGUCUGAGAGCACUUGCAAACAUAUUGUAAUGAAUGGAGGAAUUAACUUUGUUUCUUCCCAGAAAGUAGAAAAUCCACAGUUAUCCGCCGUGCUACCAUCGGGUGUGAAGACCUUAACAAACCUGCCAUACAUGAACUGUCCAUCUGACAAACCAGAAGUUGAGUACAGAGAUGGGCAGAUUGUGAGUGCUACUCUAGAGGCUCUGGUGGAUAUGCUGCGACCAGGGGCCAGUAAAGCAUUUACAUUCACAUUUCUUCUUUGUUCACGGCUAUUUGUUAAACCACAUGAACUGCUGAACAAGCUAUGCAAGCGCUACUUCAAAAGUUAUGAGAAAAUAGGAAAGUCAGAAAUGAAAGAUUUGGUAGAAAAAGAACUUGGUGACAUGAUAUCUCUUGUGAGGGUGCUAAGUCAGUGGACCAGCAUGUUUCCUUACGAUUUUCGCGAUGACAGGGUCAUGGCUCUUGUGCGCAGUAUUACUCAAAGAUGUGCAGCUGAUCAUAUGACUUCAGUAAGAGUAGAGAUGUCUACUACUUUGGAAAAACUGCUUGAUAAGUUGACAGCACUUGAACAAUAUGAAGAGACCUUAAAUGAACCACCUCAGGUGUCGUCUUUGGACCAGUUGACUCAGGGUGAUAUUCUUACCCUCGGCCUCACCCCAGUUGAAUUGGCAAACCAAUUGACCAUUGUAGAGCUACACAGGCUAUCAUUUGUUGGCCCUGAAGAGUUUGUGCAAACAUUUGCACCAACACAACCACCACAAUCUUCAUCAUCAUGUGGAAAAACCUCUAUCAACUUACAUCAUAUAGAAACUAAAAGCACACGGAAUUUGGAAGCAUACGCUGAUUGGUUUAAUAGACUCAGUUAUUUAGUGGCAACUGACAUUAUAAAGGCUGUUAAAAGCAAAUACCGCGCUCGAGUUAUUGAACAGUGGGUAAUGACAGCCAGAGAGUGUUUCAAUCUUGGAAACUUUAACUCGCUAAUGGCCAUCAUAAGUGCAUUGAAUAUGUCACCAGUGACGCGACUUAAGAAGACGUGGAGCCGGACAUCUGCUGUAUGUGGUCAACAACUGAGGCAGCUGGAACUAUGUGUUGAGCCUAGUGGAAAUCACGCAAGAUACCGCGCAGCAUUGGCCGCGGCACCCAGUGAGACAGCUGUGCCAUUACUUUCUGUGACGUGCCGGGAUCUACAUUUCGCAAAUCAGGGCUCUCCCUCGAAGUUGCCUGGUAAUCGUGUAAACUUCGAGAAAUGCCUGCUUUUGGGUCGUUACGUCAAUAUCCAGUUGGCUAGCCGACAGCUGACCGUCGAGGGGAGUCCUGUCACCUCACAUCCUUCGCCCCACAUUUCCGUGUGGCGUUUCCUAAACGAUAGACCUACACUUACUGAGAUUGCUCUGGAAAUCGUAUCGUUUGAGCGCGAGCCUCCAGUGGACCAUCAGGAAAAAGAGCGGCUGAAGCGCUUACGAGGCGCUAGUUAAAUCAAAUACAAACCUCGUAUUCGCGAUCGGGAUUCCGAUAGUUUUUCUAAGUUAAACCCGGUUAUGGGUGACGCCCACCAAGCGUUAUGUGUUCUACUCUUAAACUCAUUACGUCGUCGUAUGUUAUGUCUUAUCUCGAGGGUAAAGGUACUUAUGUACUUUGUUUCAUUUAGGUCACGUUAUACUUUAUUUAAAAACUAAUGCUAACGUAUCUAUCCACUUUUAAAUUACUUCCUAUUCAAUUCACGUUGCUAUUUGAUUUAAUAUUUAAUUACAUUUUGUUAUGAUUGUGGUCUUGUGGUCUCACGAUUAUUAGAACAUCUAUAAAUUUUUGUUCAAUAUCUUCACUUAAUCCACGUUUUGUGGGAACCACCCCGAGGGAAAUAUUAAUAAUUUGAGAUUAUCAGAUUUUUAUUGGAUCUACGAAGUAACUGACCAACGAUAGUCAUAUCAACAAACUGCUCAAUAUGUGUAUUAACAUUUUAAUUUUACAUUUUGCAGCAACAGAAAAUGUGUACCAAACAGUUAGUACUUUUUUGUGUAGUUUUAGAGUAUAAUGUGAUUCGUAUUUUUUAAUAUCGUCAUAAUUCAUAAUAUUGCGAACGUAUGGAACUAGCCAGAGCACCGGGCUAGUAGAUAUUAUAAAAAGAAGUCGAUUGAUAAUGAAACUAUGGAAUUUACUACAUUGACUUUAAGUGUGAAAUACGUGUGAUUUAAAUUAUUUCCAUGACUCCUUGAUCUUCAUUUAUGAGGCCAUUUAAAUCCAAGUUCCUUACACAUCAGUAUUUAGCUACCUGUUAAAUCUCGCCAUUAUGAUGAAUCUCGUAAUGUAAGUACUUAAUAUUUAUUUAUACUUUUUGCAUUCUGAAAAUUGAUCUCAUGUGUUUUGAAUUAAUAUUUUGUGUAACUUGUGUUCAAGUGUUAAAUGUGUAUUCGAAUGUGUAUAUGUGCGACGGAUAUAAUGUGUAUUUGAUGUAUAUGCAUUUAUUGUGCAGUACAAAAUAUUGCACGAGUUCCUGUUAUUUUUCUUUUGAUGUCUCGAAACUGACAGGUAUCAUUUUGUUUUUUUUUUCUUUUAAGAUGAAAAAAAUUUUCGUUCAUUAACGUUUUACAUUUAAUAUUAUAGUUGUAAAACAUACAUUUGUGGUGUUUAUCUAUGCAUGAUUAAGAUGUUUACUUGGCCGUUAAUAUAUUAAAUAAAUGUCUACUUAAAGUCUCAGACCCAAGUUAACUGAAUUAUAUUGUCAGCAUGGGUAAUAUAUUUAAUGAUUAAUAUUUGAAACAAAAUGACUCUUAUAUGCAUCUAUGUGUUAUGAAUGUAGUGACUAUGUACCUAUUUAAAGUCUAUGUGUCAUAUCACAUAUAUAAUUAGUGUUUACUGCUCGGUAAUCCUUCUUUUUUUACUGUAUUUUACGUAAAAAUGUGUUCACGGCUAUUACAUUUAAGAAACGUUUGUACUUAAUUCUUUAUGUACUUAAUACUCAUUUAAAAUAGAUUAUUAUUUAAGAUUUCGAAAGUUUUCAAUAAUGUUAUGUGUACAAAUAAGUUGCCAUGUUAGGGUUAGAUCUAACUUCUGAAUAAUUUAUACUACCUAUGGCCCCCUUAUCUAGUAUUGUUUUAAUAGAUACAAUUCCACCUCUACUCUUGUAAGUUCACAAAAUAGGUAUCAUAACACCAACCAGACUGUGACUCUGGAGUAAACAAAACACUUAAUAUAUUUAUACCCCUAGUUGAUUGUUCUGUGUUAUUAAAACCAACUUGUUUCUCUAUCCUGGUUACCUUAUUACAUUCCAAUGCAAUGAUUGACUAGACCAGUAUUGAGGAGGCAGCUAACGCAGUAUUGGUUUUAUCUUUAAAGUAUAUUUCUUGUGAUCCAAAUAUUUUUUAAAGAUAUUAAACUUAAAUUUGACUGUCGAAACUUUACAAGGUUACUGGAAGUCUUUAAGAAAAAAUAUGCCAAUAAAAUAUACCUCAACUACAUACAUUUAUUAGAAAAAAAUAUUAUUAUCUACUUUUAUACAAAAUAGAAUUGAUUUUACCCCUUAAAUGGCUGCAAUUCAUUAUAUUACAAAAUCAUUAUGCUAUGGAACUAUGUACAUAGUUGUACACAAGAAAAGUACAUAAUAUAUAUAUUUAACAACCAUCUGACCAUUAAACAAGUACUAAAUAAAUAUUACAAUAUUUGUAAUUGAUCAAAAUUAUGAUUUAAUAGUUUAUUAUUUGUUAAAGUUUCGCCAGUCCAUCUCUGUAGAUUGAUUAAUUUAUUUGUUUUAUUAUUGCACUCGUGUAUCGAUCGACACACUAUUUUAAAUACUCCUUGUUGUAUUAACAUGGCAGUGUUACUGUCAUCAAAAAUUAUAUUUUUUAUAUUUACAUUAGUAAAAUACAUCUGCCCUGUGAUAUGUGAUCUGUCAUACCUGUAUUUUACAUUCCCUUUUAUUAUAUCCAGCUUAACUCAUCUAUAAUCUCCUCAUACCCGAGUACAAAAUUGUACGGCUAUGGGCAGGUUAUGCUAUUGAUUAUUACUUAAUAUUCAUAAAAAAUGUAUGUAGUUUUCAAGUUAUCUGUUUAAAAAUUUACUUGUUACUAUCGUAAUUUAUCUAAAUGUCACAAAUUCUAAAAUUAUAACUAAAACAUAAGAUAAAAAUAUUUAAGAAAUAAAAUGUCAUCAUUGUAAUAAACAAGUGCUGUGUUUUCAUAAUGCCCUUAGCAGAGGUAAAAAAUCUUUUACUUGUAAAACUAUGUCUUAUCUUUGGCCACUACAGUUGAAAAAUUCAGUUACGUAAGGCAACACAACUGUCUAAUGGUUAAUUGUAUGGGUACAGUACGUUAUUAUGGCGGGAAAAAACUGGGACAUGUAAAUCUCAUUUAUUUUUAGUAACAAUAUCAAAGUAUGUACAAUACUAUGAAAUAUAUUUUAAUUACUGCUAUCUAAAAUAUCUUAAUAACUAGCACCAAUGAAACUUACGUAAUGAAUUUGUCUGUACAAUGGUUAGAAUUAUUUAAAUAGUAGGUAUUUUCUAGUUCUAAUUACACCUCAUUGGUGUUCCAUCUGGGUUUGUGGGAAUUUUGGGCUUGCAAACCUUUUUCCUACCCUCAGCGCUGCUGACCAUAGUACAAGUAAAUGUAAAAUAGCCACAGGAUGAGGAUUUUGUAUAGUAUGUGUGAGAAUAUUGUUUGCGAACAUUAUUUUCGCCGUCUAGGUCACGUGUGACUGAUUUAGAUACCGAGACGUACCUGUUACUAUCGUCAGGCUUAGGACUGUAUAAAGAUCUCAGAUUUUUCGGAUUGACAUUUCUCGGGUAUGGUGGGUAUUUGUAUUUGAUUUUGCCGCUUCCUGAAGUAAGGGACACUGUUUGUGCUUGUGAAGGAGAUUCUUUGGAACCCACUACGUAAGUCUUAUCUUUAGAUGCUACAGAUUUGACACUACCAGUGAAUCCAAUAGGUAUCGUGUAGCCGCCAGUACCCGGUACACGUUCUCCAGGUAGGUAUAUUCGACUUUCAUCAGGGCGUUCGGAAUUUCGCUGUGUAAUUUCUGCAUCUUGAUCUGUCAAGGAGCCUAACAAUAUAUGUUGCGUGUUACCACCUGUCGUCUGUCUCACUUCUAUGCCUUUUCUUUUGGGACUGUGAAGAGACUGAUGUGUUGUUUCAGGGUCUCUAGAGAAUUCAUUAUAACUAGGAUUAAUGUAACCCUGUUCGCUAUCUGCAGCAUCUGUUCCUUCAGGACCGAAACCAUCGUCGUAGUCUUCCGGUGGAGUAUCAUCUUUAUCUGGAGAAUAUUCGUAGUCUCCGUCGGGGCUGUAUGAUGGUUGGAAUGAUCGCCUACUCUCUACUGGUGGUGAACGAGUAGGUACCAAUGAUGGAUCGUUCAAAUGAUGAUCUUCGUGUUUAUGGUUGUCAUAAGAUUCUUCAGGCUGUCCAAGUGGUUCUUCCUUAUCCGACUCUUGUACAUCCGGUAAAUAUGAUAAUUCAGUUGUAGACGGAUCUGUUUGAGGGCCAGGAGUUGUAUAUUCUAUUGUUUCUGUGAUGUUGAGAUUAUCAUCAUUAAUAUUAAGGUUUUUAUUGAUUUCAUCAUUAACGUUGAUGUUUUUAUUGGCUUCAUCAUUUAUGUUAAUAUUCUUAUUGCUUGGAUCAUUGACGUCAAUCUUUUCAAAAGGUAAUCUAUUUGGGAAUACAGCAUCUUUGUCUAAACUAGAUCCUGCCUGAGCAGCACCGUUGUAUGUUAUGCCAUAUUUGAAGGUGCCAUGUAGUUGUGAUUGUGACAUACCAGUUCUACCGCUGGAUUGUGCGGAAGCUACGCCUCCUCCAACAAAUGGAGUUUUCUGGGCGUCGUGAGAUUUAUCACCAUCUUUGUAGGGUGUAAAUCCUAUUUGUGCUUGAGAAGAUGUACUACCUGGUCCUCGUGCUUGUGCGUCGGCCAUUCCUCCUUUAACACUGCCUUGGACUUGUGAAUUAGACGAGUGCAGUAGACCUUCACUUUGUGAUCCAGUUACAACUGAACCGGUUUCUAAACCAAGCUCGACAUUAGCUUGUGAUUUGUUGUUUCGACCGCUGCCUUGAGCUGUACUUGAAGCACUUUUUUUGUCACCAGCCACCUGGCUGCUAGCGGCUUUAUUUUCACCAGUAAUUUCUGCUUGAGCUGAGAAAGACCCACUGCCUGUGUAAGUACCCUGUACAUGUGUCUGCGCUCUUCCUUUGUCGUUGCCACCUUUAGACGACGCAGACGCAACUGUUCCAUUAGCUGCUUGGUUCACACUUGCUUGAGCUUCUGAAUCGUCCCCGUCAAUAAUAGAGUUGGGAUCGAUGACAUUUUGUGGUACACCUAAGAAUUUAAAUGGUAUUUUACUUAUUUAUUU